Lagenorhynchus albirostris (white-beaked dolphin) is the source of this 1181-nucleotide messenger RNA. RefSeq names its product septin 12 (gene SEPTIN12). Gene Ontology annotation, molecular function: GTPase activity; molecular adaptor activity; GTP binding. The coding region runs from base 4 to 1098 and encodes 364 amino acids. Gene Ontology annotation, biological process: cytoskeleton-dependent cytokinesis. The record is from RefSeq and is a predicted model, not a curated record. The transcript has 9 exons. Gene Ontology annotation, cellular component: septin complex; septin ring; microtubule cytoskeleton. Lineage: Eukaryota; Metazoa; Chordata; Mammalia; Artiodactyla; Delphinidae.
CCCAUGGACCCCCUGAGGCAGUCCCCGUCCCACAGCUCGUCACGGGCCUCCAGCCCGAGGACCCUACCCAGCGAGAUGCUUGGUUACGUGGGCAUCGAGGCCGUGCUGGACCAACUGAAGAUCAAGGCCAUGAAGAUGGGGUUUGAGUUCAACAUCAUGGUCGUUGGACAGAGCGGGCUGGGCAAGUCCACCAUGGUGAACACACUCUUCAAGUCCAAGAUGUGGAAGUCCACCAUGCCGGGCCUGGGGGUGCCCACACCCCAGACGCUGCAGCUGCAGUCUGUGACCCACGUCAUCGAGGAGAGCGGCGUGAAGCUUAAGCUGACAGUGACUGACACACCCGGCUUCGGGGACCAGAUCAACAACGACAAGUGCUGGGACCCCAUCCUGGGCUACAUCAAUGAGCAGUACGAGCACUACCUGCAGGAGGAGAUCCUCAUUACCCGGCAGCGACACAUCCCCGACACCCGAGUGCACUGCUGCGUGUACUUCGUGCCACCCACCGGGCACUGCAGGCUGCGGCCCCUGGACAUUGAGUUCCUGCGGCGGCUCUGCCGGACUGUGAACGUGGUGCCUGUGAUCGCCCGGGCCGACAGCCUGACCAUUGAGGAGCGAGAGGCCUUCAGGCACAGGAUCCAGGAAAACCUGAAGACUCACGGCAUAGAGGUGUAUCCACAGCAGUGCUUCGAUGAGGACAUCAAUGACAAGAUCCUCAAUAGCAAGAUCCGGGAACGGAUCCCCUUCGCUGUGGUCGGGGCUGACCAAGAGCACAUUGUGAAUGGGAGGUGUGUCCUGGGCCGGAAGACGAAGUGGGGCAUCAUUGAAGUGGAGAACAUGGCUCACUGUGAGUUCCCCCUCCUGAGAGACCUGCUCAUCCGCUCCCACCUCCAAGACCUGAAGGACAUCACACACAACGUCCACUAUGAGAACUACCGCAUCUUCAGACUGAAUGAAAGCCACGUGCUGCCCCGAGGGCCCGGCUGGGUGAACCUGGCCCCAGCCCCGGCCUCUGUCCCUGCCCCCGCUGGCCCCCAGGCCAACCCCAGCCCCCCAAAGGUCGGCGGGUGGGCCAAGGAUAACUCAGAUGAGGAAUGCUGAGCACCGGCACAUCCCGGGCCCGCGGGGCUCCCCAAAUCCUGGGCAGCCCCCUGACACACACCUGUGUACUAGAGCAUGUAUUA